AUGAUUCCACCCUCGACAUCCACGGUCGUCGUAAAAGCGCUAAACGUUGGACAGCUAAAAUGUCUCCCUGCUUCUCUCUUCUUUACCCCAGUUGUUGAGGGUCAUGAGUUUUUCUCAGGCCCGAUUUACGCGUUUCUCAUUGAGCACCCGGUGAAGGGAAGGGUUAUGUAUGACCUUGGAUUACGCAAGGAUUCUGAGAGCCUAUCUCCCGCCGUGCAUAGGCAUAUCAGGAGUCUCGGAGGCCUUAGUGUACGGGAGGCGAUGGAAGCGUCUACGGAUGUCCUAGAGAAGCUCACGAAGGGAGGUGUAGAUCUUGGGAGCGUUAAAGCCGUCAUAUGGAGUCACACCCAUCUGGAUCAUACUGGUGACAUGUCCAAAUUCCCUCAAACCACCGAACUCGUCGUAGGACCUGGCUCGGAUCUCAGGACCUACCCAAGUGACCCCAACGCCACAUUAAUCGAGAGCGACCUCGCAUUCCUAACCAGCUACAUGCACCUCAGCGGACGAAAAGUGACCGAACUCUCCUUCUCGAAGGGAUCGCUACGCAUCGCGGAUCUUCCUGCCCUGGAUUACUUUGACGACGGAAGCUUCUACAUCCUCCAUACUCCAGGGCAUCUCGCGGGACACGUCUCUGCUCUCGCACGUGUAACGCCAACCACGUUCAUUCUCCUAGGCGGGGACUGUUGCCACCAUACGGGGGAUAUGCGGCCCGCCCCUCCUUACGAGACUCAUUUCCCACUUCCUAAACAUAUCGCCCAAGACGUUGCUCUUCUGCGCACGCCCAUGUUGCGCAUCCCAUCUCGGUCAGUGUAUCAGGACGUACCAAAGACGAACGAGACGCUCCGCAAGCUGACCAAGCUCGAUGCACAUCCAGAUGUCCUGCUCUUAAUCGCCCAUGACAGCACGGUGCCAGGAGUGAUUGAUGAAUUUCCGGCGAGUUUGAAUGCGUGGAAGGAGAAAGGCUGGAAGGACAAACUCAUGUGGGCGUUCUUGAAGAGGGAAAGCAAGGGCUUUAGAUUUGGAAAAUCGGCGAAGCUGUGA
Messenger RNA from Desarmillaria tabescens, 1041 nucleotides. RefSeq names its product beta-lactamase-like protein. The record is from RefSeq and is a predicted model, not a curated record. NCBI's taxonomy places the organism in Eukaryota, Fungi, Basidiomycota, Agaricomycetes, Agaricales, Physalacriaceae. The transcript is spliced from 5 exons. Bases 1 to 1041 code for a protein of 346 amino acids.